Molecule: messenger RNA, 1291 nt
Organism: Amborella trichopoda
Lineage: Eukaryota; Viridiplantae; Streptophyta; Magnoliopsida; Amborellales; Amborellaceae
Source: RefSeq, a predicted model, not a curated record
ACGAUGCAAACAAAAGAGGAUAAUGCCGAAUCUCAAAUGUAAUUGAAUAAUAUUGAACUUAUCCUCAUUCCUCCUUUCAGUCUCAUUGUACGCCAUCAACCACUCCAUCCGCAUUACAUUCUCCCAUAUAACUCCUCCGUUUUCCCCAUUAAAUAUUAUCCAUGCACCCCCCCAACUUUAGGUAUAAACAAUAUUUAUCUUCUUCCCCCCAUAAAAGCCUUUGUCGAUCCAAGUGACUUUUGGGUAUGCAUUUGACAGGCUAUGGAGUGAAGUCCUUUGAUUCUAAGAAAACCUCUCUCCCAUUUUCCUCACACGCAUGGUGGAUUGCAGGCAAAGGUGCAAGUGCAGAUCAAGUCCUAGAAGAAAACUCUUCAGACAUGGAUGCCCCUUCCCUUGUCAAACCACCAUACAACCAUGGGAUCAUGGAUGACCAUGAAGAAGAUGAUGAUUUUCUCUCUGAUUCUUUCUCUUCGGAUGCCUCGGAGGGUUCCGCUCUCUCCUUGUCGUCGUCGUCGUCGUCCUCGGAUCUCACGGAGGAUGCAACCUCUUCAUCGUCUUCGCUGCAGGAGUCUUCCUCGUCUUCGGAUCCUCUCACCGAUGAGCCUCUGUACGAUAUGUCGGAUCUCAUGGCGCAGCUGCCCUUCAAGAGCGGGCUCUCAAAACACUUUGUAGGAAAAUCACAGUCAUUUAUAUCUCUCUCAAAUGUGAGAUGCCUUGAAGAUCUUGCCAAGCCUGAGAACCCUUACAGGAAGAAGUUGAAAUCCUGCAAAAGUUAUGGUGGUGGAUUAGACUGCCAUAAAUCAUACUCUUCAAAGAUAUGCACCAAGACCAUCACAAAGAAGACUUCAAGAGGCUCAUGUGGUUCUCUCACGACUAGAAGGAACAGCUUCUUGGCCACAAGGCCAUCCAUUCCUCCUCAAAAUCACCUGUAAAACCCCACCCCACAACCCCCUACAGCAAUAAGAAGACACCUUCAAGGGUCAUGGGUGUAAGUGAAAAGUGGUAGUGGGGAUUGAUCUUCUUGUAUUAAUCCCUUUUGCAUAUUGGAACAUGUAUAGAAUCACAAGAUAAGUUAUAGAUUUUGCCUCCAUUUAUCUAUCUCCUCUCUUAGGUUUCUUCAUAUUUAAGGGAAGGAUCAGGAUCAUAAAGCAUUACUUAGGUAUUUCUGUAAAUAUACACAUGAUAGUACACUCUUUAUUAGAAUAUUGGCUUAAAGUUCCAUAAUCCCUAUCUUACCUUUAUUUGAUGUGCUUCUCUGCCUUCAAUAAAAAAGAAUAUGCUUCUAUGUCAA